This is a messenger RNA of Lotus japonicus, 1305 nucleotides long. RefSeq names its product GDSL esterase/lipase APG. Gene Ontology annotation, cellular component: apoplast. The transcript has 5 exons. Gene Ontology annotation, molecular function: hydrolase activity, acting on ester bonds. The coding region runs from base 45 to 1121 and encodes 358 amino acids. The record is from RefSeq and is a predicted model, not a curated record. NCBI's taxonomy places the organism in Eukaryota, Viridiplantae, Streptophyta, Magnoliopsida, Fabales, Fabaceae.
AUAUAAGUUCUCACACACUGAAGAAAGCUUCCAAAAGUAGUACAAUGAUGAACAAGAACAUGAAUAGCAGAGAUGCACUUGUUCUUCUACUCUCUGCAUUUGUCUUUCUCACUUGUGGUGGGAAUGCACAGGAUACACUUGUACCAGCAAUCAUGACAUUUGGUGACUCUGCUGUUGAUGUUGGAAACAAUGACUAUCUUCCCACAAUUUACAAGGCUAAUUACCCUCCUUAUGGGAGGGACUUUGUUACACACCAACCUACUGGGAGGUUUUGCAAUGGGAAGUUAGCUACUGAUAUAACUGCUGAAACACUGGGUUUUAAGAGCUUUGCACCUGCAUAUCUUAGUCCACAGGCAUCAGGGAAGAACCUCCUUAUUGGAGCAAACUUUGCUUCAGCUGCUUCUGGUUAUGAUGAAAAGGCUGCUAUGUUGAAUCAUGCAAUUCCAUUGUCUCAACAGUUAGAUUAUUUCAAGGAAUAUCAAAGCAAGCUAGCCAAGGUAGCUGGCAGUAAAAAGGCAGCCUCAAUUGUUAAGGAUGCAUUGUACUUAUUGAGUGCUGGCAGCAGUGACUUUGUACAAAACUAUUACAUCAAUCCUUGGAUCAACAAAGUCAUCACUAUUGAUCAGUAUUCAUCUUACCUGGUGGAUUCAUUCACAACCUUUAUUAAGGGCUUGUAUGGAUUAGGAGCAAGGAAAAUUGGAGUGACUUCACUCCCACCAUUGGGUUGUCUACCUGCUGCAAGGACCUUAUUUGGUUUCCAUGAGAAUGGUUGUGUCUCAAGAUUCAACACUGAUGCCCAAGCAUUUAACAAAAAGAUCAACUCAGCUGCAGCAAAACUCCAAAAACAACAUCCUGGUCUUAAGAUUGUGAUUUUUGAUAUUUACAAGCCUCUCUAUGACCUUGUUCAGACCCCUUCAAAUUUUGGCUUUGCAGAGGCAAGGAGAGGUUGCUGUGGUACAGGGACUGUAGAGACGACAUCCUUGUUGUGCAAUCCAAAAUCAAUAGGAACUUGUUCUAAUGCAACACAAUAUGUGUUUUGGGACAGUGUCCAUCCUUCAGAAGCUGCCAACCAAGUUCUAGCUGAUGCACUGAUUUUACAAGGAAUAGCUCUUAUAGGAUAAGGACUCAUUGUUAUUUAUCUCUGUUAUAACCACAGAUCGUGGAAGUGAUGCCAAAGUUUCCUGUUUUUCUGGACUCUGGAAAGAUCUGUAUUCUAUCUAUUUUUAAGCCUUGUGAAGUUUCAGAUGAACUUGAUUGUAAAACAUUUUAUUAUAUAAAAGAAAGAGUACUGCUUAUUAUUUACAA